GGCUACGUUGUGUUUGUCUUUGUUGUGGUGUAUAUUUUUAAUUAUUUUUCUGAUUUUAUUGUUUUGAGUUAAAUUUAUUUGAAAUUUCUAAUUUUGGCCAGCUUUUUUUACAGACAAUAUUCUCAUUUUAUUGAGUUUUGUGUACCUAUUUUAUAAUAUUGAAACUUUGAGAGCUGCUUUAUUAUCAUCGUAUCAUGUAUCCUUUGUCGUGACUCACAUCCCUAUCAUCUAUCAAAUUUAAUCACGUUAUUAAGUUUAAUUGAAACAAGUUUUAUGUUUCAAGAUGAGUGAAUCAUGUGUAGAGACACCGGAGGCGCCAGCUUGGUUGUCCAAAUUAGAAAGCCAAAGGGAGAAGUUGAGCAAAGCUCGCUUAGGACAUGACAGCGGCGCCGGCGCCCCUUGUAACUCCUGCGGAACGGGAUGCCCUGGACUGGAUUUACACUUUUGGCGCAAAGUGUGCCGAGCGUGCCACUGCAGCAAAGAUGUUCAUGAUGUACAGGACGAUGACUUGUCAGGCUGGGCACAAUUUGAACUUCUUGGUACUGCAAAGCCUAAGAAAGCAUCAAUGCCACUGAUCAAAAUACGUGGAGUCACAGAUAAGCCUGUGAAACUUGAUUGGGUACCACCAAAUGCUUCUACAGAAUUGGUAUCAGAAUACAUGUCCUGUUUGGGUCCACUGGCGCCGGUGUCUGGUUCGGAGGCGGCUAAAAAGAGGCGCGCACAGCUUCGUACGCAACUCCCUCCGCACGACGUGGCCACUGCUGCGCGCCACCAUGCCACCGAUCAAGAAAAAUCAGAACAUACAGAAUAUAUUACCCGUAUUAAGGAUCAUGUGGUGGGUAUGGGUAAUGUGGUGAGAGUUGGACCUCUACAGAAUGGAGAUGUAUACUGUGUUGAAAACAGCAAAACACACACUGCAACCAAAUCUUAUGCACUGCCAUUGAAGAUAUCAAAUGCAUCUCGAGGUGUUAAAUACAAUAUAGUCCCCAAGAAUGCUUCAGACAAGAAGCUUGUGCUUGAUUCACAAGGAAAUGUUGUAAGCAGUGCUGCUAACUUACCUGAUUACAAGUCAAGCCCAAUUUUGAGCAGAGUUGUAAAAGAUAAACUUCAUGUGAUGCACAUUGAGUCAGACAGAAUUAAGAGUGCAGUUGAACACGGUCCUGUGUAUGACAAAUUACUGAAAAAUCUUAAUGAUUUAAAUAUGCCUGUGUCUAACGAUGUAUAUCUUCAGCCCAUUAAACUGUUUCGCGAAGAGUAUAAUAAGAACCCUCAGUUCAAGGAGGAAGUAAAUGAAUUUGCUAACAAAUGUUUGGGAGCUCAGAUAAUGCCUGAUUUGUGGUCCAUGAGUAAUAAUAAUGUAAUAGGUACAGCAAAAUUACUGGACAGUAGGAUUCAAAAGGGAACAAUUUUUGCUCCUAAUGGUGAAAUUUGGAGCUGGAAACACGAACCUACAACACCAGAACACAGCGGCACCAUAUGCUCCACAAAGAUAAACCCUCAGUAUUCCACCACAACGAAACCCUUAAACCAAGUUGAACCCCAACAAACUGCUCCUCUAAGAGAAUAUCUUAGAUCCCAGUCUGAGGAAGAUAAUCCUCCACCUGUGCCCAAUUACAAUACCUAUCCAGGUGCAGUGCCCAUUCCUUCUCAGAGUAACGACUGGGAUAACUCUGUGGAGAACCCACAACUAGAUCAUUCAGGCAAUCCGAUACAAGUCAGCACAUAUACAGAGCAGCUUGAUCCAAUUCUCACCCAAUUUGCUGAUAUGACACUCAGUCCCGACGAAAUGGAAUUUAACAGAAAGUUAUACAAUGAAGGAGUGCCCUGUCAAAGAUGUCAGAAGCCCAUGUUUGCUGGAGAAGUAGCAGUAAAAGCUGAUCGAGCUGGGCAGGAAGCUAUAUGGCAUCCACAGUGUUUCACUUGCUGUCAAUGCGGGGAACUGUUGGCUGAUCUCGUUUACUUCUACUACAAGGGGGAAAUAUACUGUGCCAGAGAUUUAGCGAACGUGCUGGAGAUACCUCGUUGUGCUGGAUGUGAUGAGUUGAUAUUCACAAGACCCUACACCGCUGCUGAGGGCAGAGCGUUCCACGUACAACAUUUCUGUUGCUACCAUUGUGAUGCACCACUUGGAGGGAAAAAGUAUGUUCCCGAUGAUAAAACUGGCCUGCCGAUUUGCCUUACAUGCUAUGAUCAAUUUUAUGCAGAGCGCUGUCGUGCUUGUGGUGGAGUCAUUGGUCCUGAACAGCAAGGAGUUUCCUGGAGUAAUAUGCACUGGCAUGCCGAGUGUUUCAUAUGCUCGGGCCGAAUGUGUGGCAAAAGUUUAUUGAGUGGUCGGUUUGUUGUGAAACAAGAGAUGCCAUUUUGCAGUGUACCGUGCGUACAAAGUAGAAUUAAGUGAGUGCUGAGAUAGUUUUCAUUUUACAAUAAGAAAAUAUAUUUUGAUAUAAAUUUUAUAUUGUGAUACGAGUGACAUAUUUACACAAUUCAUUUAAGUAUAUAGGAAAACUGUUUUGAAAGAGUGACAGAGUAUGUAUUUUUGUAGUGUUAUAAUUCUUAUUUAAGACUAGAAUGUAGAGAAAUAUUUUGAUGCUAUGAAUUUAGAGCAAUUGAUUAUGACAAGAGGACCAAUAAUAUGACUGAACUUGAUAUAUGAAUAGGUAAAAUUAUACUUUAUACAAAUUUUUAUAUUUCAUAGGACUACAUUUAUACUAAAAAAAAAUUAUAUUUGGAAAAUGUUUGCAAUCAUAAUACCUAUUUUUAGGUUUAAUUUAUAUCAGCUACAUUCCGUUUUAUGUCUUUAUAUGUUUGAAAUGUGCCAUUAAUGUUACGAGUUAAUAAAAAAAACUUACAUGAAA
Bicyclus anynana (squinting bush brown) is the source of this 2855-nucleotide messenger RNA. RefSeq names its product testin (gene Tes). Lineage: Eukaryota; Metazoa; Arthropoda; Insecta; Lepidoptera; Nymphalidae. The coding region runs from base 284 to 2398 and encodes 704 amino acids. The record is from RefSeq and is a predicted model, not a curated record. The transcript has 5 exons. Gene Ontology annotation, molecular function: zinc ion binding.